This is a messenger RNA of Brassica oleracea var. oleracea, 1024 nucleotides long. RefSeq lists its product as uncharacterized. The transcript has 3 exons. Lineage: Eukaryota; Viridiplantae; Streptophyta; Magnoliopsida; Brassicales; Brassicaceae. The coding region runs from base 531 to 833 and encodes 100 amino acids. The record is from RefSeq and is a predicted model, not a curated record.
ACAUGAAGAUGUCAUGUCUUUAGAACAGUGAGAACAUGAGAGAGGAUGUCCAAAUUCAUUUCCCAUGAAGUUGAGAGUGAUAAGUCUAAUCAUCAUGGAGGGUAAUGAAUUUGGACAUACUCUUUGUUAGCUACCAAUUGUACUGCAGUCCGCCAAACAUGAGGAGAACGAGACCAAAGUCUUGUUCUAUCAUAUCUAAACAAAUGAAGCUUAAAAUCUAUGACCUUGCUUCAGAGUUUUUCUUUUCUUUUCAUAAUUCAAAAAUGGAGGGAAAGUAAAAACCGGUUUAAUCUUAAACUACAUGGAUAAUGGAUUGGAGUAGAAAAGAAAGGUUUCAAUUUUCAACGCCGGUUUAUUGAGUUAUCCGAGUUUAUAAACAGUAUGGGCCGCAUGAAGAGGUGAAAAGCCCAUCAGGCUAUAUAUAUAUAUACAUAUUUGAGAUCAUCGUCCCUGAAUCGGCUUUGAUAUAUUUUUUUGGCAAGCAAUAAUGAGAAUUAAACCUACCUCUUACCUCAAUCCUUAUUUUGGUCAUGGCCGUAGUCUCCCACGUCGUCCAUACGACAUCUGUGAAUCUCCUUUUGCGAAACGGAAGAGGGUGGUCAGGCCCAAGGAGGAGCUUCAGAUUGGAAAUUCUGAUAAGCAACUUACCUGAAUCUGAAACUCGGGAUGAGAAGAUCUCUGAGGCUACUGCCUCCACGCCUCCACCUCUGUCAAGGUCAAGCGUGCACGACCAAUCCAUCCGCAUGGCUGAUUUGGCUUUGGAAAAGAAGAAUCACAUUAACACGAAGAACACACCAACGCUUAAGGCAUUCGAGAGCAAUUCCAGCACCUAAGGCGUCCGUUUAUCCUAUAAUCACCAGAACCUACCGUCGCUUUCUAAUUUCCUAUAAGUAGUAUUUUGAGUUAUUGAAGUAAGUUCGGAGAAGAAAACUAGAUUUUAAUUAAGCUCAUGCUGUAUUUAGCACUUAUUAAUUAUUUGAAUCGUAUUUGGCACGAGCAAAAUUGUUCUGGUUGAAAUACACAC